This is a messenger RNA of Asterias rubens (European starfish), 989 nucleotides long. Its product is annotated as ras-related protein Rab-18-like. The record is from RefSeq and is a predicted model, not a curated record. The transcript is spliced from 7 exons. Gene Ontology annotation, molecular function: GTP binding; GTPase activity. Lineage: Eukaryota; Metazoa; Echinodermata; Asteroidea; Forcipulatida; Asteriidae. The coding region runs from base 92 to 712 and encodes 206 amino acids.
AGUUGGGAAAUCAACAACACAAAAUUUAUUGUGAAAUACUUUCUGUGGAAACUGCAUUCAUUUACUUCAUUGAAUUGUUCUUUUUACGAGGAUGGAAGAGGAAGAUGUGCUUACGACUCUAAAGAUUCUGAUAAUUGGAGAAAGUGGGGUCGGAAAAUCGAGUUUGCUUCUGAGAUUUACAGAUGACACAUUCGAUCCGGAACAAUCUGCAACAAUCGGUGUCGACUUCAAAGUGAAAACACUCUCUGUUGAUGGAAACACAGCAAAACUAGCAAUAUGGGACACAGCGGGUCAAGAGAGGUUUAGAACACUAACCCCAAGCUAUUACCGUGGAGCACAAGGCGUCAUAUUAGUGUAUGAUGUGAGCAAUCAGGCCAGUUUCACGCGGCUUGACCAGUGGCUAAAUGAACUGGACACGUACUCGACAAAAGGAGAUAUCGUCAAGAUGCUUGUUGGAAACAAAAUUGACAUGGAGAGACGAGAGGUGACGAGGGACCAGGGACUACGGUUCGCCAGAAAACACACCAUGCUGUUCAUAGAGUGCAGUGCCAAGACAAAAGACGGAGUGCAGUGUGCCUUUGAAGAACUUGUAGAAAAGAUCAUACAGACACCCGGGUUGUGGGAUACCGACACAAAAUCACGAGGAUUGACGUUAACCGGACAGAAGGGCCCAGGGGACAUGGGAUGCUCCGGUUACUGCAGCGUUAUAUGAGUUCAAGUUAUUACAUAAACGGACAGUUAAUUUUUCCUUAUACAAAAAAUGAUCAACGCAAUGCCUUUACUGUGCGUAUUCAUGAAUUCUGUGUACAUUGUGAGCGCACUAUAAGCUGUGGAGUCUGUUUUGUACAGUACAGACUGCAUUGAAACUGCAAGAAAGUUACUUGGAAGGUAAAAUAUACUUUAAGAAUACACAGGGCUCGAAAUUAACACUGGACCACAGGCCUGACCAGUGCUGUAUGCUUCGUUUUUUCAAAGGGAAAGGGUACCGA